CAGCUUUAAAGGUCACAUCUCAAUGUUAUAUGAUAUUAUUCAACACAUCAAUGCUUCAACAAUGAGAUAUACAAGAGGUUCAUGGGAAAUCACUCCUAAUCCAUUUGUAUAUGCUUGCUACAGUUGAAAGUGGCUCACCGUCUCUGUUUUAGUAGAGAAAAUAUGUCCAAAAUGUAUCACAAUUCUGAUGUUAGCAGUCACCAACAACAAUGGAACUGAUGAUUUGAUAAUGCAUCUCUUUAAAUGAUAUCUGGACCUCAAUAUCUGAACAUUUCUCAUAUCAAAACAAUAGACCAAAAUCCAAUUAUGCCAUAAUUUCAAGAGAACAUAGCUCUACUUCAUAUCAGUCAAAUGCUAAGCCAUUUGCUUCAUUGUCAUUCAUUGGCUUCAUUGUUAGCUUGGUGAUUAAAAGCUGCCUGCUCUGCUCUAAAUGGACAAAGGAGGUCAAGAUGUUUCUUCAAACUAAGAAUCUUUAAAUGUAAUCUGGUUUCCUUUCAUCGACAUAUAUAGAGAAUCUAUCCUUUCCAGCAACUUGAUUGCUAAAGCCAAUCUAAAGCAGACACUUCCACCUUUUUCUGUUCUACAAGGUGCCAAAAACAUAUUCACAUUUGCUUCUUUUUUUAUUGGGAUUGCUUCAGUUUUCUUUCCCUUGAUCCUUGAAUCCCUUGAAUCCCCUGAAUCCCCUCUUUGCAAGGGUUGACACUCAGACAUGUGAUAGACAACGGUAUAACCGAAAGUUGUGUAAUCUCGACUGACAUCUGUGGCAGGUGUGACAUCAAGUAUCAAUGUAAGCGCUUAACUCUGCUCUUUGUCCAUUUGUCUACACAAACUCUUUUGCAUAAGAGGGACCUUAUGCAUAAGUCAGAAUAAAAGUCACACAAUAUUCUCCUACAUCUGUGUAUAUAGGACAUAACUGACCCACUGCAAUAUGAUGUGCUUGUUAUGUCAUUGACAUGUAUGGCUGUAUGUUACACUUAUACUCUAAAGACUAUGCAAUUGUGUUUUUUCUCUCUUUCUUGUUAUUUAUAUUGUUAAAUGGGAUAAAUGUAUAAAUAAAGUGAUGGCAGCACAGGAAACCUUUGAUUUUAGUGCGUCUUACUUGAAGUGAAAACUGCAUUUCAGUUCAAUACCAUAUUUCUUCUUUAACAAAAAGAAUAAGUAAUAAAGAUCAUUGUUUGAUUUUAACUUUUACCCACCAAUUUUAAUUAAACUAUAUCUUUUUAAAGAGGGUCAAUAGUUCUGUUUGGCACUUUUAGAGAUCAUUAUUCAACAAACACACAUCUAGAGUCUCAUCCCAGCUGCAAUCAAACCUUCCCUCUGAACAAACAAAUGGGGCUUUCUGUCUUUUUACUCCCUGUUCAUUUAUCUCUUCACCUUUCAGUGAGGUGCCAUCGACACAGAGUGACAGCCUCUGCAUUCAUGAGAACAUCAUCAUCUGCCCUCCUCACCAACAAUUAGCCCUUCAUCACUCAAACUUAACAAAAGCAAGUGUGCUAAAGUUUUGUCAAGACAAGACAUGCUUUUAAAAUCUUAGCAAUCAAUAUGGACUGUUUGGAUUGUUUUAUGAAUCAGUUAAAACUCAUUUGUAAAUUUCCAGGAAAAUUAAAACAUAUGCGUAAUAUCUCUUCAGAUACUCAACAAUUUGAGAUUUUUUGAUACAACUGCUAAUUGUGAAUUCCAGUUAGUCAUUAAUUAAGUGAUCUCAUCCCAUUCUCCCUCUAAAUGGCCAAGCAUUCAGUCAUUUCAUCAGUAUAUUUGUAUGAAGUCAUCUCUCACUGCCAGCUCCUAGUGACUCCCUCCUUCCUUUCAGUGGCUCUAUAGAUUUCUUUCAAAUGAUAAAUUGGACCAGGGGAGCUGCUGAGGUGUGACCAGGUGCCAAAGGAGUAUAGCUUUUGGUCUUUAAUGGUCCUAAUUAGGCUUAAGACCUUUAGAGCUAUUUGAAUAAGUGCUAAAAGCAUGUUGUGACAUUCUUGUGGGUUGUUACAUCACAAUAAUCAAUAGGAAAACGAAUACAUACUCUGUUAAAACCCUGCUGAAGUGAUCUAACAUAUCUAUCUUCCUGACUUCACAAACAAAUCCAUUAAAAGAAGGGAAGGUGUCAUUAAGAUGUGAAAGUAGUUGCCCGUAUUAUUUGUGCCAUUUUAGUCACGUUUCAAAGCUGCAUCUCCCUUUUGUUUUUCACUUUCUCUCUUUUGAUUGAAGAAAUGCACCGAUUCUGUCCCAUCCAUCACCUCCACCCCUCCCCUCACUCUCCAAACACAGAAACGGGUAACAUUUAAUUUCUAGCCCAUUCUCUCCUGUGGCACCGUUGUGGGCGGAAACUUGUAGCUGACUUUGUGCUGCAUAAACAUAUAACGUAGACUGUGUUGUUUUUCAUCUCAUGAAGUCUUUUGUUGUUGUUUUUCUUGCGGUGAGAAAGUGGAGAUGAACCAGUUGGACGGAUACUACAGCGCGUAAAAGUUGUGGAUGGUUACUUUUGCGCAUAAACAUUUAAGGGACUAUUUUAUCUCCAAAAGUUGCAGUAUCAUACAGGAUCGGGUCAAAUUCUUCCCUCGGCAGAGAUAUCGCUCACAAGCAGGCUGGAAGACCAUCCACUCCGGAGAACACAGCGAAUCCGCAGAGCGCAGAUGAUCGCAACUGGUGUUUGUGGCGUCGCGCUGGUGCUGGUGUUGGUGGUUCUGAUCCCGGUCGUGGUGAACUCCGCCGGGACUCCUGCCCGCUAUGAGAUGCUCGGAUCCUGCCAAAUGGUGUGCGACUCCCACGGGACCGCAGCCACGGCCGCGGCCAAGACGACCAACCCGAUCAAAGACAACCGUCUGGUUCAGUCGCUUCCGACGUUCAUCCAAGGUCCUCAAGGAGAGCCGGGACGCGUGGGGAGGAUGGGUCCGAGGGGCCCGGUCGGCGAGCCCGGGCCACCUGGACCUGCUGGUCCGCCCGGAGAGAGAGGGGUACCUGGUCCUCCGGGUCCACCCGGAGCACCCGGAAUGAAUGGGCCCACCGGUGCCAUCAGUGCAGCCACCUACAACACUAUCCCAAAGAUUGCAUUUUAUGCAGGACUUAAGAAGCAACAUGAGGGAUAUGAAGUGCUGAAAUUCGACGACGUGGUCACAAAUCUCGGCAACCACUAUGACCCCUCAACAGGGAAAUUCACCUGCUCAAUACCAGGGAUUUACUUCUUUGUUUACCACGUGCUGAUGCGAGGAGGGGAUGGAACCAGCAUGUGGGCCGACCUCUGCAAAAACAACCAGGUGAGAGCCAGCGCCAUCGCCCAAGACGCCGACCAGAACUACGACUACGCCAGCAACAGUGUUGUUUUACAUCUCGAGCCCGGAGACGAGAUUUACAUCAAGUUGGACGGCGGAAAGGCGCACGGGGGCAACAACAACAAGUACAGCACCUUCUCUGGCUUCAUGUUGUACGCUGAUUGAAACAAGGGAAAGAUCUGCUCUGCAUAUACUUUGCUUCACUGCUCAUGCUCGGUUCAGUGUCAGUUGGAUUAUUAGAGACAGCGCUCACCAUUUCCCACAUUGCAAACGAAUCAAGAAAGAUGUUGAAGAAGUCAUGCGUAAAAAGAAAAGAACUGUAAAGUGUAAUUACAGAAUAACAAUAAUGAAUUUUAGUGUGUACAGCGUUGAAUUGUACCCUUGUCGGUUUGAUUAGUGUCGCUAUGGCACCCUGACUGAACUGUUUAGCAUUACAAAUUAAGUUUGCUGAUGUGUCAAACAUACUGUAGCUGCUGUUGUAACACAUACUGAGUGUAGAUUCAUUGUAUUGACCUGUAGCACUCAAUUAUAGAAGUUAAAGUUAUAUGCACAUAUUCACCACUCUGUUUACAGUGUUGUUGAUCCAUAUUGGCGCUUUAAUUUUCAACAAAAUAUUUGGUGGCUGUUGCAUUUUGAGUGAAAACGUUAAAAGAUGUAGUGAUGCAUGAUUAUAAAAACUGACAUUUUAACUCUGCGCAGCAUAAAAAAAACACUUAAAAGAAAAACAAAUCUGUAAAAUGUGUUGACGCACUGUCACAAUAUGAUCACUGUAACUCAUUCUUCUUGUCUGUCUCAAUAUGACAGCUGGUUGGAGCGACAGGGUAGUCUGGUGGUUAGUCACCAUCAUAAAACUGGACAGUCACACUGACAGCAACGUUCCCUCGAACUGGACGACACACAUCGAUCGGCCUGCUGUUUGUUGAGCCCCUCUAGAUAUGAUUGUCAGCUAGAAUGUAAAAUAUGAUGUUAAAUUAAAUCCUCUGGCUUUACUUUCUAAUCCUCUCGGAAGAUUAAUCAAAAGUUACAGUUUUUCACGGUGCACAGUCAGCUGUGGCGAUCACGCCAUUGAUCAUGGUGUGAAGUCACCCUGUGAAGCCACCUGUUCCCAGAUGAGAGGAGAAUGUGUCCUUCAUCUGGGCCUCCCAGAAACCCACUGAGGGGCAACAGGACAACUCAUCUAACACAGCCGCAUUGUGUCGAGAGCAGAGCGGCAUACUGAUUACCAACACACUCAUUAUUUUC
Messenger RNA from Thunnus maccoyii (southern bluefin tuna), 4505 nucleotides. It is a transcript of the gene c1ql3b, whose product is annotated as complement component 1, q subcomponent-like 3b. Lineage: Eukaryota; Metazoa; Chordata; Actinopteri; Scombriformes; Scombridae. The record is from RefSeq and is a predicted model, not a curated record. The coding region runs from base 2628 to 3428 and encodes 266 amino acids. Gene Ontology annotation, molecular function: protein binding. The transcript is spliced from 2 exons.